GAAAGGUGGAAAAUAAAAAACGGAAAGGGCAUAAACGACUGCGGCUGAAAGCCGGAGCCACGGAGCAAGAUCUUUCUAGAAGCUUUAAAUACAACAAAUCAGAAAUUCAGACAAUCACUGUCAUGUCAGCGACCAAAGGGCAAAGCCACCUGACAAAGGACAAGGUCUUUUAUUUCUUUCAUUUCCUUUUAUAAAAUUUCCAAUUGUCUGCUUUUUCUCUCUCUAAAAACAGACAAUCACCACCUCCUCUCUUUCUGACCAAGUCUGUGCCUUCCACCCCUAUAAAUUCGAACACCUAACUCACUCUCAGUGUAUCUCUCCUCAUCCAAAUCAAAACCUCAACUUUUUCAUAGCCAUUUUUACCAUCUUAUCCUUCAUCCUUCCACAAUGUACUCAUCUAUUUGCUAUCCUCUAGCCGCUAGACCCAUCAACAAUUUCUGUCCGAAGAAGACUGCUACCGCGAGGAACUCGGUGCAUGCGGAGGCAUCUUUUAAGCCAGCUACCUCCACGGACAAUAAGAAUGCAGCGCUGGCGGUGGCAGGGAGUUUGUAUGAGAUACUAAGGGUGGAGAGAACGGCGUCGUUGAACGACAUCAAGAUGGCGUACCGGAGCUUGGCUAAGGUGUACCAUCCCGACGCGAUGGGACAGUCAUCGGAUGGCCGUGAUUUCAUCGAGAUACGUAACGCAUACGCGACGUUGUCAGAUCCGAGGGCGAGGGCCAUGUAUGAUAUGUGGUUGGGGGCACGUGGGAGGCGGGUCAGGACUCGGAUGUGCCCUACCCGAAGAUGGGAGAGCGAUCAGUGCUGGUAGAAGAUAGAGGAAGCUAUUGCGGUUAGGGCACAGAUGUUGCUGGGAAAAUGUAGGCAAGUUUAGACAUAUCACUUUACAUGUCAAUGUCGUUAGGCUUUGUUGUAA
Durio zibethinus is the source of this 915-nucleotide messenger RNA. RefSeq lists its product as uncharacterized. The record is from RefSeq and is a predicted model, not a curated record. Lineage: Eukaryota; Viridiplantae; Streptophyta; Magnoliopsida; Malvales; Malvaceae.